Molecule: messenger RNA, 954 nt
Organism: Halteromyces radiatus
Lineage: Eukaryota; Fungi; Mucoromycota; Mucoromycetes; Mucorales; Cunninghamellaceae
Exons: 2
Coding region: 79-774 (231 amino acids)
Source: RefSeq, a predicted model, not a curated record
UAUUUUUUUUCUCUCUUUGAUUCCUCCAUCCCCUUUUAUCAUAGUUUAGUUUCUUGAUCAUAUUCCAAUAAAUAUAACAUGUCAACUUUAAUUCAACAUCGUUCUUCUCCUACAACCUUGGGUUUUUCUCUAGGGUUCCUUGGAAUCCUUGGAUUGGCUUUGGCUCUGUUAUCAUUACUUCCUAUCAAUAUCUACAACGUGUACUUAGCUACCAGUACUAUUUUAGCUCUGAUCAAGAUGGAAUAUCAACGUACUCAUCAAUGGUGGACCUUUUCUUCUGUUGCAAUGUACUAUCUUAUCUUUUUGGUGGGUUCGGUUAUCUCGUCUUUGAUCACAACUGGUUUCGUGAUAGCAACUUGUUUGACUAAGAAACGUACUCUGCAAUCUCUCGAUAUUGAAUCAAACUGUGUUAGUCAGCAACGUUCUAGUAUUUGGUUAAGUCGGUUUGCUUGUGUGGUAUUCAUUGGUCAGAUCAGUUGGGCAUUAUUCGGCAAUCAUCUCUUAUGGUUUGUUAACAUGGAUGUUACAUUGAUUCGCGAAUCUACAACAUUAUCAGUAUGGAUUCUGUGGCUCAACUACAUUAUUCUGAUCUUGUUCUCUUUUAUCUUGUUGUGUGCAUCAUUUUUCAUUAUUCUUGGUACCUCCAAAAUCAUCAGCACCACCAAUAACAACAGCGGCAAUACCGGUAACAACAGUAAUAGCAAAACCAGCGUGGACGAAAUGCAACAACAAGAAACCACUCCUUUACUCAACAAAUCUUCUUGCCACAAUUGAAACUUCCCUCCCUGUUUUUUUUUUUUGUCCCGUCUCCAAAUAUACUCUCACACCCAUCCUCUUUGAUUUGCAUAUUAUCGUAUACAUAUCAUUCUCUAUUUAUAUAUACUUCCUUAUAUUUUACUUAGUCCACCAUGUAACAUUUAUUCCUUUUUAUCUAUUAUUAUUAUUAUUAUUAUU